GACUUUUUAUGGGUGAGGGAGCCUCCGGUAAGACGCUCCUCCAGCGAUGCUAACCUACUGCAACAAGCCCAGGAGCGCUGCUGAACACAGCUGUAGUCCUGAGCCGCUUUGAACCAUUCGUUCUGUCCUGCAGCAAACACCGCAUUUCAGAGGAGCCCACGGACUCCACCGAGUGACGUCACACGUCGCUUAGCGACUUGGUUUGUAAAGAUGACGCUAGCGGGGAAGCUAUCUGAUGGCUAACGUUUAAACUAAUGGCACUGGACAGCAGGGAGCUAACUAAGUCAGCGUUGAUUAACUUUGGUAGGAGCAGAACACAAACUCAUUUUAUUCGCCAUUAUAAGUGGAUCUGAGACGUUUCGCGGUUGAACGGAUACCUGCGAUGAUCCCUGCGGCCGUUUGAUGGGACUUUCAAGGACCGCGAUGCCGGCUAAAGUGCAGCUUUUGGCUGUUCUGGCGUUUGCUCUGGCGAUGCUCUUUAUAGAGAACCAGAUCCAGAGCCUGGAGGAGUCGAGAGCCAAACUCGAACUAACCAUCGCCAGACACGAGGUGGCAGAGGUGGAGCAGCGCCACAGUGAGGGUGCUGGGCGGGAGUCGGGGCCGCGGGCAGAGAAGGACGACGCGGUCGUCAUCUACAACCGAGUGCCCAAGACGGCCAGCACGUCCUUCACCAACAUCGCCUACGACCUGUGCGGGAAGAAUGGCUUCCACGUACUGCACAUCAACACCACCAAAAACAAUCCCGUCAUGUCUCUGCAAGACCAGGUGCGCUUUGUCAGGAAUGUCACCUCGUGGAAGGAGAUGAAGCCCGGCUUCUACCACGGCCAUGUAGCUUAUCUGGACUUCUCAAAAUAUGGGGCUGCGGGUAAGCCCAUGUACAUAAAUGUGGUGCGGGACCCCAUAGAGCGUCUGGUGUCGUACUACUACUUCUUACGCUUUGGAGACGACUACAGACCUGCUCUACGACGACGCAAACAAGGGGACAAAAAGACCUUCGAUGAGUGUGUGUCAUCCGGCGGGCCCGACUGCGCUCCUGAUAAACUCUGGCUCCAGAUCCCCUUUUUCUGCGGCCACCAUCCAGAGUGCUGGGCCGCCGGCAGCAGAUGGGCCCUGCAGCAGGCCAAGUACAACCUGCUGAACCAGUACCUGCUGGUCGGAGUCACUGAGGAGCUGGAGGACUUCGUCAUGAUCCUGGAGGCGGCGCUGCCACGCUUCUUCAGAGGGGCCACAGAGCUCUACAGAACAGGAAAGAAGUCCCAUCUGCGGAAGACCACGGACAAAAAGCCCCCCACCAAAGAGACAAUCACCAAGCUGCAGCGGUCCGACAUCUGGAAAAUGGAAAAUGAGUUUUACGAGUUUGCACUGGAGCAGUUUCAGUUUGCGCGCGCCCACGCCGUCAGGGAAAAAGAUGGCGAACUUGAAGUCCUGGCUCAAAGCUUCUUCUAUGAAAAGAUCUACCCCAAAGCGAACUAAGAAGAGCUAGCCAGGGAAGAGAGACAACUGGAAGUCACCUACACUGGGAGGAAGUGCAUCGAUUGUGUUGCGUGUGAAUGAGUUUUCAGUUCUCAGGCUGCACAGUGGACUCCGUCAAGAAUGUCUCACGUUCUUCUUUUUAUUGCGGGAGCGGCUGUUGAGAGAACUUAACAUGCGUAUAAACAGUCGGCCUGAGCGGUGUGAAAGAAUUUGGACCCAGAUCAGGGUGAAACGAGGGCUGGGUGUGAGACAUCUCAAAGCUGCAGAUGAGAUAAAAGCCUCAAACGUGAAUUUUAAAACCGUAGUUUACAGUGUUUUUCUGUGGUAUUGUUUUUUUUUUUUAGGGGCACAAAUUGUGUACAUGCUGUGGUAUUAUGUAGGCAACAGGACUUUGGACCAAUGAGUAGCAAAAGAAAAGAGAUGCAUCCGCUGCAUCCUCUGGUGCGUGACAAGUAUAUUUUGUAUCCCUCUGCGAUGUUUAGUAUGGAAUCACUGAGACAGUGACCUGCAACUUUUGAUAUAACUCGUAGCGGCUGUUAGGUCAAAGCAUCCUAUUACACGGAUACCUCAGGGUUCCCCGGAGCUUUGGGAGGUCACAGGGACAGGUGGAGGUAGACAUGAAAGUGCCUUUAUUAUAACAUUACCGUCUUUUUUCACUUUCAUUUGAACGUUUGAUCCCACAAUCAUGUUGUCUCUUUGUUUGUUGUGCGUAUUCACAUUAAUUGCUGUGUUUCUGUUUCACACCCCAUUAACAAUUUAAAGAUAACUACUCUACUGCAACUCGCCUGGCUCAUUUCAUCCUUACGGUUUUCCCUUCUGGUGCACUAUGUGUGUGUACUUCUGUCGUGACACAGACUGAGGGAGUAGCUCUGGUCCCAUGAAAAGUUAUUGCUGAUUUAAAACUUUAACCCCUGUGUAUGAAUAAAGCACCUGACCUCAAUGUGAGGACGAUCAA
Pungitius pungitius (ninespine stickleback) is the source of this 2428-nucleotide messenger RNA. RefSeq names its product heparan sulfate 2-O-sulfotransferase 1b (gene hs2st1b). The record is from RefSeq and is a predicted model, not a curated record. Bases 403 to 1473 code for a protein of 356 amino acids. Gene Ontology annotation, cellular component: membrane. The transcript is spliced from 7 exons. Gene Ontology annotation, molecular function: heparan sulfate 2-sulfotransferase activity. Lineage: Eukaryota; Metazoa; Chordata; Actinopteri; Perciformes; Gasterosteidae.